UUUUUUUUAAAGAUUUUCAAGUCAAAAUGUCAAGAAGCGAUUUUAUUUCAUUUGAACUUCAAAGGUUAAAUCUUUGUAAGAAAGUAAAUAAAGUAAAAACAUUAAGUGGAGGUUGUAUAAGCCAAGCCGCAUGCUAUUCAACAGAUAAAGGAGAUUAUUUUAUAAAGUCUAAUUCUAAUCAUAAUGCAAGUGCUUGGUUUACAGCUGAAUUUUUAGCCUUAAAUCGCAUUAAUGAAGCAGUUCCAGGAUUUGCUCCAAAGCCAAUCCAUCAUUCAACUCAAGGACAAGAGAUGUCUUAUAUUGUUACGGAUUACAUUCCGAUGGGUAAUAGUAGCAAAUCAGAUGCACAAAAGGAGCUUGGUCGGUUAUUGUCUACUUUACAUGCGUCUUCUAUUAUCGAGCAAAAUCACUUUGGUUUUGACAUACCUUCAUGGUGUGGCACAACUGAACUGGAUAACACUUGGUCUUCAAAUUGGGCUCAUUUUUGGAAAUGUCAACGCCUUGAACCAUUGUUAAAACAAGUAAAAGGACAAAACGAGGACGUAGAUCGAUUAGGUAACUUGCUUUGUUCACAUAUUGAACAUUGGCUUGGCGAGGAUGCGAUUGGACAUGUCAAGCCCAGUUUACUUCAUGGUGAUUUAUGGUAUAAUAAUUGGGCUGUAUAUGCUACAGGUAGCCACCAGCCUAUUAUUUUUGACCCAGCUUCUUAUUACGGACAUUAUGAAGCGGAAUUUGGCAUUAUGAAUAUGUUUGGUGGCUUUACGCAAGAUUGUUUUGAUAGUUAUUAUGAGACACUUUCAAACCAAGCAGCAUCAUCACUUGAAAUUACUACGAGUGAAUGCAAAGAGGACCGAAUCAUGAUUUAUGAAUCCUAUCAUCAUUUAAAUCAUUAUGCCAUGUUUGGUGGUGGAUAUGGCUCGAGUUUUGUUAAUUUAUUAGAAAAUAUUUUAUAAAUAAUACUUUAUACACAUUCGAUUCUUUCGCUUAUAUAAAUAAAGAAAAAAAAAAG
Molecule: messenger RNA, 1009 nt
Organism: Cokeromyces recurvatus
Lineage: Eukaryota; Fungi; Mucoromycota; Mucoromycetes; Mucorales; Mucoraceae
Product: Fructosamine/Ketosamine-3-kinase
Exons: 2
Coding region: 27-953 (308 amino acids)
Source: RefSeq, a predicted model, not a curated record